Staurois parvus is the source of this 942-nucleotide messenger RNA. The record is from the annotation of a GenBank genome assembly. NCBI's taxonomy places the organism in Eukaryota, Metazoa, Chordata, Amphibia, Anura, Ranidae.
AUGGAGUCAGACAAUUCUACUCAAAUUACAGAAUUUAUCUUAUCAACAUUUUCUGACCUCCAGAAAUACCAGACCGCACUUUUUGCGUUUUUUCUUCUCAUUUUACUUAUCACAGUGACAGGAAAUUUGGUAAUCAUUGUGGUGACUUACUGGGAUUCUCAGCUGCAAUCUCCAAUGUACUUUUUUCUGGGCAACUUGUCCUUUGUAGACAUUUGUCUGUGUUUGGUGACUGCUCCUCAAAUGCUGAAGAACUUCAUGGUGGAUCUAAAGAGAAGAGUAAUUUCGUUUGAAAGUUGCAUGGCCCAGAUCUACUUUUUCUUGACAUUUGCCAACGUAGAGGACUUUUUGCUUGCUGUCAUGGCUUAUGAUCGUUAUAUUGCCAUCUGUGACCCUCUUCGCUACGUGGUGGUCAUGAACAAAAGGCUUAGAUUUAAACUCAUUGCUAGUUGCUGGCUGCUUUCAACAGCCAAUUCAAUUUUGCACUCAACUUUGACUUCACAGCUUUUUUACUGCCGGUCCAACUUAAUCAACCACUUUCUGUGUGACAUGGUGCCACUCUUUACGCUCGCUUGCUCUGACACAACCAUAAAUGAAUUGGUCAUUUUCUCUGAAGGCUCCAUUGUAGUAGCAGGACCAUUUCUGUUCAUCUUAGUCUCUUAUAUCUAUAUUAUCUUGGCCAUUUUUAAAAUCAGCUCAGCAGAGGGAAGAAGUAAAGUCUUCUCUACUUGUUCUUCCCACCUUGCCGUGGUCAUAUUUUACUUUGGAACCAUUAUGUUUACUUACUUCCGUCCAUCUUCGAGCUACUCAUUGACAAAGGACAGGGUGGCAAGUGUAAUGUAUACAGUUCUUGCUCCCAUGUUGAACCCCUUCAUAUACAGUUUAAGAAAUAAGGAUGUAAAGCAAGCUUUACAAAGACUAAUGGCCAAAAUGAAUUCUGUUUAA